GCUCCCGGCGGAUCGUCCCCGUUACCCCAUGACGACGAUCGACCGCGCCGGCUGCCGCCAUGGCGGCCCGGGUGCUGAGGCCGCUGCCCAGGCCAAAGCCCUUCAACAGACUGCAAGUAAUACUACAACAUUUGAAGAUGUCUAAGCAAACAGAUUCAACAGCUGAAGUGUUGUUGGAAAAGAAAGGAGGUGCAGGAAUAAUAACUUUGAAUAGACCCAAGGCUCUCAAUGCACUAAAUCUUUCUAUGAUCCGACAAAUUUAUCCACAAAUAAAGGCUUGGGAGAAAGAUCCCGAAACUCUUCUAAUAAUUAUAAAGGGAACUGGAGGAAAAGCUUUUUGUGCUGGGGGUGACAUUAGAGCCAUCACAGAUGCAGGAAAAGUUGGAAAUAAGCUGGCACAAGAUUUCUUCAAAGAAGAAUAUACCCUGAACAAUGCCAUUGGCACUUGCAAGAAGCCAUAUGUGGCGCUUAUUGAUGGCAUUACAAUGGGAGGGGGAGUUGGCCUUUCAGUCCACGGACAUUUCCGAGUUGCUACAGAAAAGACAGUUUUUGCAAUGCCAGAAACAGCAAUAGGCCUUUUUCCUGAUGUAGGCGGAGGAUAUUUCUUGCCAAGACUAUCAGGAAAGAUUGGCUACUACCUUGCACUAACAGGAUUCCGGCUGAAAGGGAGAGAUGUACUAAAAGCUGGCAUUGCUACGCAUUUUGUUGAAUCCGAAAAGCUACCUGCCUUAGAGAAAGACCUGAUAGCCCUGAAAUCUUCUUCAACAGAAAAUAUUGCAGAGUUAUUGAAUUCCUACCACAUGAAGAGCAGAGUUGAUCAAGAAAAGGAUUUUGUACUUGAUGAACAUAUGGAGAAGAUUAACAGGCUUUUUUCAGCAAAUAGCAUGGAAGAAAUUGUUAAAAAUUUAAAGCAAGAUGGUUCUCCUUUUGCCAUUGAGCAGCUAGAGACUAUAAAUAAGAUGUCACCUACAUCCUUAAAGCUGACUCUCAGACAGCUCAGAGAAGGUGCUUCCAUGAGCUUACAAGAUGUACUCACGAUGGAAUACAGACUGAGCCAAGCAUGCCUGAGAGGCCCUGACUUCUAUGAAGGGGUUCGAGCAGUGCUGAUUGACAGAGACCAGUCCCCCAGAUGGAAGCCACCUGCUCUAGAAGAAGUCACUGAUGAGUUUGUGGAUGAUUGUUUUAAGCCAUUGGGAAGCAAUGAUCUCAAGCUAUAAAGAUCAAGCCUAUUGACUUACGUCUGCUUAAAUCUACGACAUAAAAAUUUAAAAAGGCAAAUUGUUAUUUUUACUGCUUUACACAAUGAUUAACAUUUAAUUUUUUGCAUCAACUCUUAGUUCAGGAACCUUUGGGGGAGAGAGCAGACUUAAGGGAUGACCCUAAUAAGCAAGAAGUUAGGAGACCUUUGCGUUCUUGGCUCAGUCACUGAUCUAAGUUGGUGCCCUAGAUUAUUCUUUAUACAAUGAAAAUAAAAUACACUUAAAGGUUUAAAACAGUCAGAGCUACAAAGGAAAAUGCAAGACAUGAUAAAUGCAUGGUAUUAAGUAGCCUUUUAAAUAAAGGGUCAGACUGACAUAUAAGUAAUCUGAGAGAAAUUGUUCUAUUGAUUUAACAUUUGGUCAGUAUUCAGUUUUGCUAUGUGAUGUAGACAUUCUUUCAAAUAUCAUAAUAUUGUCAGAGCCUAGAGCACUUCUAUCUGUUGUAAGACCAUUAAAAAAAAAAAAAAAGCCAUUAAGUUGAACUGCACAAUUAGUUUUUCAUGAUUUAAAAAACAGGUAGUUUUUCCUGGUCUUACAGGGGUGAAGAAGUAACUGUCUCACACCUUCCUCUGAACACUAAGCAGCACAUUUCCUGUUGAUGUUAGUGAUUGUCGAAUGAUUUUAGUGGUAGAGGUCAGCCCGGCCCUAAUACUGCAAGUGCCUAGAGUUUAUACCACUAGUCUGGGUUCCCAUUUGCUUGUGCCCAUGAACAUCCUGUCUGAUAGGCGGAAAAUCUGUGAAAAGGGGAAUGCAGCAAUAUGUAGUGAAGAUCAUGAACAGGUGAAAACACGAAAUAUCUGCUGCACAUGGAUUGUGUAGGUUUUUUAAGACAACAUAUCCUAAUGAAUGUAUUUGUUGGGAUCAAAAUUUAAACAGACAUCAAAAAACCUUUGUGCAUUAAAGGUUGCUUGGUUCUGAUACUAAUAAUACUUGGUUAUAUGACAUAAUCAGAGCUCCUUGAUAAAAGUAUAAUGGGGGGGGAGUAAUAUUAAUUUUUCCAUAGCAUAUACAACACAUAACUAUUAAUCUUUCUUCAACUUUAAGAUUGCAUGGUUAAUGAAAUCAUGUAUCAGUAUCUUUUCCUACUUGUUUAUACAGUUAUAGGCAGGUCACAAAAACAAAUUUUGGCUUCUAUAAAGAUGAACCACUGAGACUAAAGGAAGAAAACUUCUGUUCCAAUAACAUAGUCAGUAAUCAGCACUGGAGAAUCAAAAAGUCAGAGCUCCAGCAGAACCAUUACGGAGUUUUCAAUAUUGGGCAGGUUUUAUUAUCGACAGUAUUGCUUUACAGUGGCUACAACUGUCCAAAUUUCAGCUGCAAGUUAAAUCUUACCAUGUACGUAAUGGUUAUGAGACAGUCCUUGAGCUUAGUUUCAAAAGUAGUUGAGAGAUUUCGUUAAUACUUUUAGGAUAAUUCUGAAAAUAAGACUUGAAUUUCUACCUCAUUCUGGUCUGUAAAAAAUGUAAAUCUUCCCCCCUUAGUUUUUGAAAUUUUUGUAUGCUUUAGAUUCUUAAACGAUGGUUAUUUUUAUUUUAAAUUGGUUCAUUCCAUUAUCUUUGUACAAAAGGAGCAAUCUUCAGCAUCUAUUUAAUGAAAAACACGGUAAUCCCCAAGGAGUAGGGAUCAUGCCUUCUCUGACUGAAAAGGACUUAAGGUGCUUUAGCAAGAGUACUUCUGAAUCAGUAAACUUUGACUUGCAUGUUCAAUUGCUUCCAAGAUUUAUGUGAACAGAAAUUAUCCCAAACUCAUGGUAGCAAGAUCCUGUCCAAUCUGUGCAUUCCUAUAAAAUAAAAGUCAUACAAACAGAUGGUAAGUUCAAUUUUAUUUGGUCCACAAGAAAAUAUUUUCCACAAAAAAUACUGUAAAAAUAUAUUGUACUGUGUUUUAUUUGGGACUACUGAUGUGUCUUACUCCAGAAAUGUCAAUUUUAUGAAGUUGUGCUGUAGUUACUAUGUUUUGAACUGUUAUUAGAAUAUCAAGUCAGUCACAUUGUAUCCACUCAGAUUACACUUAUGUUUCCUGGAGAAAAUAUAAAUCAAGUGUAUUUUUAACUCCUAAAUAGAAGUAAAUGGUUUUGUGGAGUAUGCCAGUCCCAUCCUGGAGUGCCUUUAUUACACAAAAUCAAGUCAAAGAAUCAGUAGCAACUCAGCUGGAAAGCCACUACAAGUGGCACAGUUUAAUCUAAUAAGAGAUGUAAUUUUAUUUAGGUAAAGCCAUCUUGAUUUUUCUUACGCAUUUGUAUUGUGCCUAUUACAGAAAUACAGCAUAACUCUGGAAA
Molecule: messenger RNA, 3537 nt
Organism: Strigops habroptila (Kakapo)
Lineage: Eukaryota; Metazoa; Chordata; Aves; Psittaciformes; Psittacidae
Gene: HIBCH
Product: 3-hydroxyisobutyryl-CoA hydrolase
Exons: 14
Coding region: 60-1217 (385 amino acids)
Biological process (GO): L-valine catabolic process
Cellular component (GO): mitochondrion
Molecular function (GO): 3-hydroxyisobutyryl-CoA hydrolase activity
Source: RefSeq, a predicted model, not a curated record